AUGAAUAUGAAAUAUGAUGACUACUAUCUCCCUUGUUCUAGUGCCGAUCGAGAUGAUGACAUUGAGAAACAAAAAGAAGAGCAAAAUAUCUCUUCUUCCACCAUAGAUUCGAAAGAGAAAGACAAGGAGUGCAAUGAUGAUGUCAACAAAAGGGAUAAAAACAAAUACUGCCUCUUCCAUAAAGAUUAUGGUCAUACGAUUGCUGAAUGCCAUAACCUGAACAAUCAGAUCCAAGCCCUCAUGAGAAGUGGGAGGCUUACCCAAUACAUUGAGGAGGCAGGCAGACCCGGCACCUCGCGGCAUAAUCCUGCUUCUGCCCCAGCACCACAAGCGGCAGACCCGGUACGCACAGCCUAUGCAAGCCCACAAGAGCCUCUUAAGCAAGUCCCCAUGAUACAUGGGAUCGUGGAGCUCACUGAAUACCAAGAGCGUGCCACCAAAAUCCAUAAGAGGAUGGAGGAGCGGGUGAAGCGAUACAGAUCAUUAGGCCACGCGGUCAAUCUUGUCACUUCAGAAGGCAGAAGUUAUCCAGCCUCUGCAAUCGCCUUUACAGACGAUGACUUGCAAGGAGUGCACCUACCCCAUGACGAUCCUCUCGUCAUUUCGCUACAGGUCGACCAUUGCCAGUUGGGUAGAGUUAUAGUCGACAGGGGCAGUGGGGUUGACAUCCUCUUCUGGGAAGCCUUCCAGAUGAUGGGGCUAGAGGAAAAUCAGAUCCGGCCCUCUACUACCCCCAUUUUGGGAUUUAACAGCCAGAGAGUAUACCCGAAAGGCGUCGUGCGAUUAACCGUGGUGGCCACGGAGCGUACCCUGCCAGUAGAUUUCCUCAUUAUAGAUUCCAUCACAAGCUACAACGCCAUCAUGGGGAGAAAUUGGAUCCACAGGAUGCAAGGGGUAGUCUCGACUUUGCAUCAGGUGAUGCGAUGCCUCUCGUCCAACGGGCGCUACACCAUCGACAUCAAGGGAUGUCAGAAGCAGGCCAAAAAGUGA
Messenger RNA from Humulus lupulus (European hop), 990 nucleotides. RefSeq lists its product as uncharacterized. Lineage: Eukaryota; Viridiplantae; Streptophyta; Magnoliopsida; Rosales; Cannabaceae. The transcript is spliced from 2 exons. The record is from RefSeq and is a predicted model, not a curated record. The coding region runs from base 1 to 990 and encodes 329 amino acids.